This is a messenger RNA of Eupeodes corollae, 4614 nucleotides long. RefSeq names its product Krueppel-like factor 6. Gene Ontology annotation, molecular function: DNA-binding transcription factor activity, RNA polymerase II-specific; RNA polymerase II cis-regulatory region sequence-specific DNA binding. Gene Ontology annotation, biological process: regulation of transcription by RNA polymerase II. The transcript has 5 exons. The record is from RefSeq and is a predicted model, not a curated record. The coding region runs from base 2584 to 3714 and encodes 376 amino acids. NCBI's taxonomy places the organism in Eukaryota, Metazoa, Arthropoda, Insecta, Diptera, Syrphidae.
CGUGAGCAGAGCCAAAGCAUCAAUAUCAAACGUUUUGUUUACUGUUAUGUUUAAGCCUACACUACAACUACACUGUUGUCGUUGUGGUGCGGCGCCAAAAUCAAAAGAGAACGGCCUUUCAUAGAUGGUGGUAAUGGUGAUGGUAUUGUGUGCUUGAUUUUCAGCUCCAAACAGUUUGUUUCACCAAUAGGUAGGUAUACAAAAACUCCAACAACAAAACAACCCAACAAAUCUCUUUUCGUCUACCUUUGGAUGAAGCUACCAUUCUCUUAAGCUGCAACUUACUUAUAACCAUUUGCGAAUUGCAACGUUUUUAUAUUGGUGUUGUUGUUGUUAAUAUCGUCGAGUAUCCACUGCUUCAUCUUAUUCGUACAUCGUCGCAGCGGAGCGGCUACACGAUUUACGGUACCUUGAUUGUAACAGGUAAGAAAAUCAUAUAACCACCAACACCGAGUACUCUUAUAAUAUAGGUGCCUCCACUCCACCACAAAAUCUCUCCACUGGUGAAAUAAAGGUAAACAAUCUGUGAAGUCUUGUUGAAUGUUGGGUCUUGGGUGGCUGUUGUUUGGUUUGGUUUGGCUUUGGUUGGCCGUUUUGUUGCCUGGUUAACUGGUGUAACUUAUAAGAUAAAACUCGACUGGGGGUAGACAACUUCGACCGGAACCCGGCUAGAGGCAGUACUGAGCUGUCCCGUGAGGCGGCAUAACGUGCGUUCGGUUUUUGUUCGCUUUUUAUUUGAUUUAUCCGUUCGAAUUUUUAUUUCAAUGUUUCUUUUUAAAUUUUCAUUUCAUUUAUAAUCAACUUUAAUACUUUUUGUUGUUCGCAAUUGAGUUAAAUUUAGUUUGGAUUGAAUGCGCGUUUAAUUGUAUUUAUUGUUAACUCGAUAUUAUACCGUUUUGUCAAUGGUAGGAAAGUAAAACCAACACACAGCACUCUCGGCUGGGCUGUUAGCGGUUUUUACUGAUUUAAAGUUGUCGUUGCACUUGAACGCACUCCAACUCCGUUCCAUCGUGCACCGAACUAACUGUCUGUGGACUUUUUCGAUUUUUCGACACCUGUGCAGCAGUGCACCGCGGCAUCAGGUUAACAGGUGCGCUUAGCUUAUCUGUGAAUGUGCUCUCGCUCGUUGUCGGUGGUUGACAAAUGAACUUUAGAUCAUCCACCAAUAAGACCGCCAAAAAAGAACAAGGUCGUGUGGACUGCGAACUGCGGGUCCCACCUAUUGUAGACACUCAAAGACAACAAGUUGUGUGCGCGUAACUUGGUGUUAAUUUUGACUUUAUUUGUUUAAUUCGGAUUAGGGUGUGGACUCAAUGAUUAGGUAUUAUUAAACUAUACCCAGCCGGAUAUUUCCAAUUGGACUAAUGUCAAUGCAUGUUCUCCCCUCGCAUUGACGACAACGAUAACGAGUGGAAGAGACGUCUACUACGACGGCAACGACAACGAAAACAACAACAACGACGACGCGACGACAAGUGCCGGAUAUGCAGUGCAGCACACUACCUGACCUGACCAGUGACCAUCCCCCGAGUCUGGAACUAGAUUUAUAUGCCAGUUGUCCGUUGCCAGUUCCCGCCCGCGGAUAAUUAAAUUGGAUGUCAUUUGCAUGAGUGUUUGCCUUAACAAAAUAAUAAUAAAAUAAAAACAAAACUAAGUAAAACAAAAACGACAACGCCGAUCGCGUGCUCGUUGUUUUCCAUUAUUACUUACCCUAUAGACUUUUGCGAGUCGAGUGAAACGAACGUCAUACGACGAACUGAACUGAGUUGUGUUGUUUUUUUAUUUUCUUGGGUGCUUCCCCCCGUGCACAGCGAUACACCGACCUAUGGUUGAAGGCUUGACUUGAAAAGGGCAUUUUGUUUUUAUUUAUUUACAUAAGAAUUUUGUGUGUCAACUCAAAAGUGUGCUGCUUGCCGCUCUGUGCAUCCAUCUAUCACAACACAAGAGAUCCCAGAGAUAAAAUAAUUUGUGGUGGCACCCCGUGUGAUAAGUUUUAUCAGAUCUGUCAUCAGAAGUCGUCGCUCGGCGCUGACAGUGUACUACCUAUAGUCCAUGUUUUGAAUGUGUUUCUUGAGCUUGAGUUAAUUUUCGUGUGACUGUGUUUUUUUUGGUUUUGAAUUUAUUUACAAUUUAAUUUGCGCAAAAAAAAGAAAAAUAUAAACAAAACAAAACACAAACUUUUUUGUAUCUUAAUCAAAUUGAAAUUUGAAAUUAAAAAAGAAGAAGAAUAAAAAUGUGAAAAUAUUUGAUUAUUUUUGGAAAAGUGAAUGGUCAUACUAAUUAUGUUCAUAUGAUGUUCGAAUGGUGAAGAAGAUAAAAUAAGUUCUUGCGUGUUUUGAAGAUUUCUACAUUAUUUCCGGUUUAGUUGUAGAUUUGAUUUUUUUUUUAAUAUUGUUUGUUUUUAAUUCAAUUUUAUAUUGUUUUUGUUGUGUUGUCGCGUUUUUUUUAAUUUUGCGUUUUACACACGCUAUUUAUUCAUCGGAAGUAUAAUGCGCAUGAGAUGUGUGAACGAUUUAUUGCGAUAGUGAUUGCUCAACUGGCAACAGAAGGCGAUCAAAAUUUCGUUUGCUGUUUUAUAAUUUAAUGGUUUUCAUGAAUGGACUUGGACCAGACCCUCUGCCAGCCAAGGAGGCAGAGGGCCCUCCAGUACAAGUGGAACCAGUGGAUCUUAGCCUUCGAUCACCAAGAGGAUCCCACCACCAUGUGCAUCACAAAUCAUCUGCAUCAGCGUCAUCAUUCACAUCAUCUACAUCAGCACUACAUCAAAAUUACUCGCUCAACUCGUCAUCGUCGGCGUUCUCCUCAACUGCAUCAGCGUCUGCAUCAUCUAAGCGUCCCAUACCUCCAUUGCUUGCAGCUUCACCCUUCCUCUUUACUUAUCGACGUUUCAAGGACGAAACUAACAACAACAACAUAAGCUAUGCCAAUAACAAUCAUUACAAUUACAAUAAUAACAUGACAGGAUCGUCCCUAACUUCAUCGACAGCAGCAGCUGCUGCUGCCGCUGCAGCAUCCCGAUCCAUAUUUCAUGAUUACGAUAGAAAAUUCAGUUUGCUGAGUCUUUUUAAAAAUCCGUACAAAUAUCCCGAGCGACCGCCACCGAUCUCACCGAGAGCAGCAACGAUACCAACAGCACUUUCCAUAACUCCAGUAUCAGCUAGAAGCUACAGCAAUAGUAGUCCAACUUCAAAUCCUGCCAUUAGUAGAUUAAGCUCAGUUGUCCCAUCGUCGGGGUCUUCGUCUUCUUCUUCCUCGCCGUGGAAGGUAAUGGCGGCUGCUUCACAGGCCCUCAAUCCUUCGUACAGUUCGUUUACUACUUCGACAGGGAAUGCAUGUGGCAAUCGUAAAAGUGCCUUCAGCAGUAUUGUGGGUGGAGGAGGGGGUAUGCUGGGUAGUGGAGCGUUCAGCAGGGCAGACGAUACAAGUGCCAAUGGUAGUGAUCUCUCGAAAAACCGCAAAGUGCACAAAUGCGACACUGAGGGUUGUGAUAAGGUCUAUACGAAAAGUUCCCAUCUAAAGGCUCACAAGAGAACACAUACGGGUGAAAAGCCAUAUGUAUGCACUUGGGAGGGCUGCAUAUGGCGUUUUGCGCGUUCCGAUGAGCUUACUCGACACUUCCGCAAACACACGGGCGUGAAGCCGUUCCGAUGUAAACUUUGUACACGAUCGUUUAGCCGAUCUGAUCACCUUUCACUGCACAUGCGCCGCCACUGACACCAAUCAAUCAAUCAAUCAAUCACUUCACUAUACUUUACUCAAAACGACAUUCAUCAUCUCUAUAUUUCUGUCUAUGUCUCUGUCUCUCUUAUUCUACCAUACUACUAUAUAUUUCUGUUUCGUUUGAUUAAUUGUUCAACUAUAUACUCUAUUGAUCUUCAAUUUUAUAAAUUAUUUAUUUUAGUUAGCGAAAUGUUGAAGAAACCAAGGAAUGAGGAAGAAGAUUUAAAUAAAUUCAAAGAAUUUUCUUUUUUGUAUUUUUAUAGCCAGUUGUGCCAGCAGCCAAAUCGAUAUCUAUAUAAAUAAAUAAAUACGAGGGGGCGUGGCAAUGAUAUUAUGUAGGUAUAUAUUUUUUAUACAAAAGAAACAGUUAAAAAAAAACGGAACUUAAUUGCCAGUAUACUAUAGCCAGUUAACAGAAUGAACCAGUUUAUUAAAAUGAUAAAUUAUUUUUAAGGGUUUUAAAUAUUAAAUAAAAAAUUAUAUAUUUUAUAAACUAAGUAUUUAAGUUUACACAAUUAUUUUAUUAUUCUCAUUUUUAUUUUUUUAUUAUUAUUUAAGAACGAAAAAUCUCAAUUAAGAGGCCAGUAAAACAAUUUUGUACAUUUGUUUUGUUUUAUUAUUUAUAUACAUUAAUUUUUACACAAUUUUUUUUGUAUAAGUUUAUAAAAAAAUUAGCAAUAUUUUUAACUUAUACAAUUUGUUUUAAAUUAAGCAACAAAUUAAUAAAAAACAAACAAGCAAAGGCAUUAUUUAAUUGAAAAAUCUGAAUAGAAAUAUCAGUAUAUAAAAAGAUAUUUUAUUUUUCUCUUUUGUUUAUAAAUUAAGUUUUUUUUUAAUUUUUAAUUUUAUAUUGAACAAAAAAUAUGAACAAAGAAACACAACAAAAAAUCCCAG